Messenger RNA from Prunus armeniaca (apricot), 3126 nucleotides. The record is from the annotation of a GenBank genome assembly. NCBI's taxonomy places the organism in Eukaryota, Viridiplantae, Streptophyta, Magnoliopsida, Rosales, Rosaceae.
AUGGACGAUUUGGAGAAACGAAGGCGUGAAGUACAGAGAGAAUCUGAGGAGAAGGUGGUGAGCAAGCCUUGCAAAAUCUCCGACUGGUUAAACAAGGCAAAUAAAUUCAUAGCUGAAACUAACGAGUUGAAAUUUGAGGACACAAUAAGUGGGAAUUUGUGUGGUUUCCCAAACUAUUAUCGCUCACAGUAUACAGCUGGGAAAAAUAUUGUUGACAGUAUUAAAACGGUGAAUUUGCUGAACGAGGAGGGCUCAAAGUUGUUUAAUGCGGAAGAAUACUUUGUGGUGGGAUAUAUACAGGAGAACACAAAAGAACUGGUGGGCAAGACAGCAAGUGCUUUUGAGAAGAUUAUGAAAUUCGUUUCGGAAAUGGAGGUUGGAACCAUUUGUGUUUAUGGGAUGUCUGGUUCGGGCAAGACUGAAGUUGUAAAGCAAGUCAAUAACCAAAUAUUAAAAGAGUACAAAAGUUGGGCCUCCUCGGAAGAUAGCAAUGACAGAGAUGGAAAUAUUGCAGGCCAUUUUGACAAAGUUAUUUUGGUGACUGUAGAGAAUAUUGGAUCAACUGAGGCAGCCAUUGAUGCCCUGCGGAAUGAAAUCCAAAAAAAAUACCAGCUUGACCACAAUGCCGGGAACAGAGCAAACAAUUUGGACAGUGCGUUGAGGAAGAGAAGAUUUCUGAUCGUUUUGGAUGACAUGCGGAAAGAGUUGUCUCUCGAGCAUAUUGGGAUUCCAUGGCUAACCAACAAUGGCUCCAAGGUUAUAAUCGUUUCGAAAUCACGUCCAGUGUGCAGGGACAUCACAUUUGAUAGAGAGGUCGAAAUCGAACUUGUAUCAGACGAAGAAGCACUCAAGUUGUUCGAGGUUGAAGCUGGCAUUGGAUUAUCUGCACUAAGGGAAGAUACUCGAGCCACCGCGGAAAACAUGGUACGUGAGUGUGAUGGUCUGCCCGUGGCGAUUGCUGUUCUGGCUCAAACCUUGAAAGAAAUAAUGAAAUGGGAUCCUAGCGAUGUCGAUGUCGAUGUCGAUGUCGAUGCAGAAUGGAAUGGAGCAUUUUAUAAGUUGAGAAAUUCUAGUGGUCUCUUGGUAAAAAAUAAUAGGAAGGCAUUUGCCCGCCUGUUAUAUAGCUACUCUAUGUUGAAGAAAGAAGCUCGGCAGUGCUUCCUGUACUGUGCAUUGUACCCACCUGGUCAUUGCAUUGAAAAGAAAGAGUUAGUGGAGCACUGGUUUUGGGAAGGUUUAUUGAGUAGCAGAGAAAGAAUUAAGGGGCAGCUGAUAGAAGAUACGACAUAUGCAAGAGAGAUACUGGAUGAGAUCAAAGGAGCUUACCUUCUGGAAGCAGUUAGUGAAGGUGGAAAAGAAUGCAUCAAGAUGCGCAACUUAGUUAGGCAUAUGGCAAUCCAUCUGACCAAAACAACCCCCGAUUAUGAUCAGUUUCUCAUCGAAGCCGGGUUGAAGCUUACCGACUGCCCGCUGAUAGGGAGGAACUUGUCUAAAGUAGAGAGAGCCUCAUUGAUGAAAAGUCAGCUUAAAGCACUUACAAAAAAACCCGAGUUUUACAAGCUAUCCACGUUACUUCUGCAGCACAACCCCAUCUCUCACUUUGAUGACGAUUUCUUCCGUAAUAUGCCUAACCUCAAAGUUCUUAACCUUUCUCAUACCAAUAUCUCUACCCUUCCAAAGUCAGCCUCUUCUCACUUGACAAAACUAAGGGCACUCCUCUUGCGCGGUUGUUGCAACUUAACAUCUCUGCCUUCUUUAGCAAACUCUGGGGAACUACUUGUUCUGGACCUUUCUGAUACUCCCAUAACAGAAUUACCUCACGGCAUGAAGAAACUAAACAAGCUUAUUCGCCUCGACCUGUCUCGUACAAAUGUGGGAGAAUUUCAAGCUGAAAUAGUUCAUGAGUUAAAAAAUCUGGAAGAACUCUACUUGAUGAUAACCAAUGACUCUGCAGGUUCUCCGUGGGGAUCAGAUAAAGGAGCAAGUAGAAUGUGGGGAUCAGAGAAAGCAGCUAGUAUUCAGGAGCUGGGAUCCCUUCAGCACUUAGCUAUUCUUCAUGUCAACUUCCUAGAUGCAAAAUCCUUCAAUACAUAUGUUGGUUCGAAGAAUCAUUCUCUAUCCAAAUUCAAAUUCUCUGUGGGUGGUUCUUGGGAUGAAAAGAAGUUGCCUGAAAACAGCAUAGUUUUCAUCAAAAGUGACUUCCUUGUGAACAAAAAACCAAUCUUACUCCCAGAAGACACAGCUGAGCUGCAUGUAAUGAGCAACAAGGAUCUACACUGGUUGCCUUUCAGCCGUCGACGUUGUCUAGACAGCCUGAAGGUCAUAGAUAUAUCUGGCUGCGAAAUUUUGGUCUAUUUGUUUUCGUUCAAGAGGAACGUAUCAUACAACCUUCCAAACCUCGAAAAAAUUUCCGUUAGAAAUUGUCAGAAGAUGGAGGGCUUAAUAUCAAAAGAAGACCCUUUGCCAUUUGCACUUUGUUUGAAUAAACUAAAGGUCAUCCAUAUCUCAGACUGCAAAAAUUUGGGCUACUUAUUCAGGAUUAAGAUGGAUUCUUGUCAGUCUACCUCUAACCAAAAAAAGAUGUACUCGACCUGCUUCCCAAACCUCCAAGAGAUAUGCAUUACACGACGCCGGAGGAUGAAAGUGGAUAAAGAGUCGAAAGAACCCAACGCUUGUCCUACUAUUCAUCCAAGACCAACGGACCUUGUGUCGGUUGAUCCACUUGAAUUGAAGAAAUAUUAUGAUUUUGAAAAGAAGGAUAAUCCUCGGGAACACAUUUGGUACUUUCCUGAUCUAAAGAUGCAGAUCAUAACUUCUCUGCCAAGUAGUAGCAAUCGGAUUAAAAGGAGUCGGAGCAGUGACUCCAUAGAGAAGCUAGCAGCCAGUGCAGACGAUAAUAAAGAGCUUUUGGAACCGACUGCUGACAAUAGUAAUAAUAGCAUUCUACAGAACGUCGGGAACACGGUCCACAACGUAAUAAUUAAGGUUCUAUUGGGGCACAUAGUUACUGCAACCAUCAGGUCCAGACCGGCCGGACGUCAAAAUGCUGGAGAGACAAUUCCUCAGGUCCAGGAUGAAGAGGAAAAUGCUAUUGAGCCCAACAUUGGCAUCCCAGAGCACGACUAA